CUCCCUCGCCGCCGGAGUGCACGCCGACCUUGGCAGCGGGGCUGACCCGGGACCCCGCGUGCGCUCUCGAUCUAUUGCAGUUUGACAUUUUCAAAGAACUCAGAAGCAAGCAGUCCUGUGUUGAAUGUGAGCCCUGUUACCUACUAUCUUUGAAACCUCAGGCAGCAGCUCCAUCUGCAGAUGGCGAUACUACCACCUACUCACUGCGAUACUGUGCUGCAGGUUGAUCUUUACAUAAAGGAAGAAUAUAUCUGGUAAAGAGCUUUUAUGAAGAAGUUAAAGAGAGAAAUUAUAAGCAGUGGAGAUCUAGGCAUUUGCGUACUGGAGAAACCACUUAGAACAACCGUGUGGAGUAGACAAAAGGAAUGAAUUGGUCUGGAAGAAACUAUACUUAGGACCCACCUUUGUGUCAUUAAAGGCUGCUGAAGGAAGAGUAGAGUGUGCUGGAAAAUGAAAGAGUGUAGUGUCAAAAUGGAGACUGCAGUUUCAGAAAUCCAAGUAGAAAACAAGGAUGAGAAGAGAUCAGCACAAGUUUGCCCUCAAGAUGAGAGACAGGAGGGAAAAGCGUCCAUGCUUUGCUUCAAGAGAAGAAAGAAAGCAGGCAAAACAGCCAAGGCACGGAAAGCCAAAGCCAGCUCUGAGGCUGCCCCUGUGGCUAGAACGUGUCCCCCAGAAACAGGAAGUUCUGAUCAGCCACAGCGCCCAGGAGCUGGGGCCUGGGCCUCAAUCAAGCGUCUUGUAACACGCAAGAAAAGGUCAGAUACAUCAAAGCAGCAAAAGUCAUUUGAGGCCGAAGUACAACUUGAAAGAAAGCCCAAGGAUCCUGCUCUUUCAAAGAAAAAGUCAAAAUCCAGACUUCAGAUUCCCUGCCUAAAAUACUCCAGAGGGGCACAAAGGAAUAAUCAUUCCAAAAUUAUAGAAGAUUCAGACUGCAACAUCAAAAUCCAAGGCGAGGCUGAAGGUUUAGAGAUACAAACUCAGGCUCAAUCCGAUGAUCAGGUAAUCAAAGCUAAGUCAACCCAAGAAUUGAGUGAAGGAGUCUCACAGAAAGAUGAGCUAGUCUGUGAAGCAAAUGGGAGCAGCAGUGUAACAGCUGGAGAGAAUGUGAUUUCCGUGGAACUUGGCCUAGAUAAUAGGCAUUCAGCUAUUCAAACUGAAACUGUAAUCCUUGAAAAGGAAGUUGAAGUGAUAGAGGACAAACAAAGCACUGAAUCCCAGCAAAAAAGCCCGCUGGAAAGUUUAGAAACUGGCAGUCAGCACCCAGUGGCUUCCGUUGCUCUUCCCCAACCUAUAAUUCCAGAUCAACAAAUGGUGGAAGAAUCCAAUGACAGGAUCCAAGAAAGUGGAACAAACUGGAAAGACAAUGAAAGUGGAGAGCGUGCAGUGGAGGAGAACAAGCCAAAAGAUGCUGAAUUGAGCCAGGAAUCAGAUUUGAAAGAAAAUGAGAUCAGUGCUGAAAAACCCAAAUCAGAAGAAAGCAAAAGAAUGGAGCCAAUUGCUAUUAUCAUCACCGACACUGAAAUCAGUGAAUUUGAUGUUAAGAAAUCUAAAAAUGUCCCUAAGCAGUUCUUAAUUUCAGUGGAAAAUGAGCAGGUAGGGGUUUUUGCUAAUGAUAGUGAUUUUGAGGUUAGAACUUCAGAACAAUAUGAAAUACUCUUAAUAGAAACAGCCUCUUCGCUCGUCAAGAAUGCUAUCCAGUUGUCUAUUGAACAGCUGGUUAAUGAAAUGAUCUCUGAAGAUAAUAAAAUAAACACACUUCUACAGUGACUUAAUUUUCCAUAUCCUGGGUGGUUUAAAAAAAAAAAGCUUAAAAGCAAAUUAUUUUACACAUUUGUGGCACUUCUUUUUCGUAAGGAAUAAAAGGCUUAUCCGUGGAAUUUAAAAGUACAACUCAAGAAGUGCUCAAGAAUAAAAGUUAUAAACCGUUCUUUACCCUGAAAUACAUUCACUUCUGGACUGGAGGAAGUCAGUGCAGAUUGUCAUGCAAAAUGACACAUAGGGAGGUGCUAAAAUAGCUUUUGGAUAUUGGAGUACUUUGGGGAAGGAUGUAUUUAUUGAGCACUUUCUUACGCUGUACUCUCUUUACUGUUCCCUGAUGUCACUAGUCUGGUUCCCUUUGGAUAAUUCAAUUCUGGAUAGGUUAACAUUGCACCCAGUUUUCAAAAACUUUUCUUUUUAGCAAUGCAUUUUUUAUGUUGUGUAAAGUGGUGAAUAAGGUGAA
This is a messenger RNA of Dipodomys spectabilis (banner-tailed kangaroo rat), 2221 nucleotides long. RefSeq names its product A-kinase anchoring protein 5 (gene Akap5). Lineage: Eukaryota; Metazoa; Chordata; Mammalia; Rodentia; Heteromyidae. The record is from RefSeq and is a predicted model, not a curated record. The transcript is spliced from 3 exons. Gene Ontology annotation, cellular component: excitatory synapse; plasma membrane; postsynaptic density. Gene Ontology annotation, biological process: positive regulation of adenylate cyclase activity. Gene Ontology annotation, molecular function: calmodulin binding; GABA receptor binding; adenylate cyclase binding. The coding region runs from base 451 to 1767 and encodes 438 amino acids.